AUGCCUUCAGAUCUGUCUGGUUAUGUUUGUGUGGUUACAGGAGCUAGUCGUGGUGUUGGCCAAGGUAUAGCUAUUGGUCUUGGUAAAGCAGGAGCUACUGUUUACAUUACUGGAAGAACUCUUACAACGGAAAAUAGUAAAGGAGUAGAAGGAGGAGCUAGUCUUCGUGAUACUGCCCAUAUUAUAAAUGCAUCAGGUGGAAAAGCAAUACCUGUUGCUGUGGAUCAUUCAGAUGAUACACAAGUUGCAGGACUUUUUUCACGUAUUCACAAAGAACAACAUGGUCGUUUAGAUAUAUUUGUAAAUUGUGCAUUCAGUGCAACUGAUUAUUUAUUGGAUAAUAAAAAUAGUAAUCAUAAUUCACCAUAUUGGGAAUCAAAACUUCGUCCAAAUGAAGAAUGGGAUUUAAUUAAUCGAGUUGGACUUCGUAAUGCUUAUAUAUGCAGUGUAUUAGCUACACGUAUGAUGAUUAAAUGUCGUGAAGAAUCAUUGAAUUCAACGGGAACUAAUGAAAAUGCAUGUAAUCAUUCCACUACUGAUAGUAGUAGUAGUAAUAGUAGUACAACAAUAUCAUCACUUAUUAAUAAGAAACCAUUGCCUACAGGAUUAAUUGUAAACAUAUCUAGUUUUGGUGCAAUUACAAGAAUAUUUAAUGUUGCAUUUUGUGCAGGCAAAUCAUCUUUGGAUAGAAUCAGUCAAGAAAUGGCAUAUGAUUUACGCAAACACAAUGCGAACAUUUGCAUUGUCAGUAUUAUACCAGGACUUAUACAAACAGAAUCAGUUGUAUCAGCUUAUGAAAAUGGCAAUAAUAAUUCAUUGAAAUUAUUUGGUUAUGAUAUCAGUUUGAGAAUGGCUAUGCCUGCUCCUAUUCUCGGUGAUAUCAUUGCAUGUUUAGCUCAACAAUCAAAGAAUAAAAAAUUACUUCAACGCUCUGGUCGAUGUUUGUAUGCUGCUGAUCUGGCAGCGGAAUUCGGUAUCAAAUCAUGCGAUGGUUGUAAUUACACAAAUUUACGUUCUAUUAAACGAUUGUUACAAUUGAUCGGUUGGAAACAUUUGGCUAUUUUAUUUCCAGAAUUUAUUAAAAUUCCCUACUGGUUAAUUGCUAUUUUUACGUCGAAAUUUUAA
Schistosoma turkestanicum is the source of this 1125-nucleotide messenger RNA. The record is from the annotation of a GenBank genome assembly. NCBI's taxonomy places the organism in Eukaryota, Metazoa, Platyhelminthes, Trematoda, Strigeidida, Schistosomatidae.